Molecule: messenger RNA, 1393 nt
Organism: Zea mays
Lineage: Eukaryota; Viridiplantae; Streptophyta; Magnoliopsida; Poales; Poaceae
Exons: 5
Coding region: 254-1078 (274 amino acids)
Source: RefSeq, a predicted model, not a curated record
GAAACCGAUGAAGUACUAAUUAUUAUCAAUAAUAUUAGGAAGACAAUGCUGAGUUAGGCGAGAUAUUUGCAAUGUGAGCACGAUUUAACUGGGACCCACUUCAAUUUGAUUAGAGAGCUUAACGGCAUUCCGCCCCCACUUCCUCCACCUCAUGAGUGCAACCUCCGUGGACGAAGCAUUCGCCUCGCCUUGAUCUCCAACCCCUUCCUUCCUUGCUUAGGAGAGAGAGGGAGGAGAGGAGAGGAGGAAGAAGAUGGAGAGGGCGGCCCCAGUGAGGAGUUCCCACACCUCCACGGCCGGCCUACUCGCGUGGCCUCAACCCGAUGGCGCCGCGUCGCAGGCACCACGUCGGCCUAACCAGCCGACGGAGGAAUUCAGGAAGGUGGUGUUCGGGGGGCAGGUCACCGAGGAGGCCGACGGUCUCAACAAGACGAAGAUGAGGACGACGGCCUCCGCACCCAAGUCGAAGGAGACAACAGGGAUCGGCAUGUUUAAGGCCGAGAGCGCCGCCGCCGCCGUCACAACUGCAUCCCGUGAUCGCCAGGCUAGCCAGAUCACUUUUUCUCAGGACGGGACCAUUCCUCCCAGGAAGCCAACUUCAGUUGCUGGGGUGGCGAGGCAGCGCGAACUUAGCCAUACCGUUGAGAGUUCGGGGGACGGUAAGAUGAAGCGGCAGGUGUCCAAUGCGAAAUCCAAGGAGCUCAGUGGUCACAACAUCUUUGCUGAUCAUGAAGAUCCGAGUCCCAACAGGUCAAGCAGCUCUGCUGCUGCUCUGGCACAUGUGAAAAAUGCAAAUCAGGUGAGCUCCUUCUCCUUUGGAAAGGCCGACAUGGACAGCACAGUGAAAACAGCAAAGAAGAAAGGGUCCAGCAACAAGUCUACUGAUCUGAUGAAUGGCAAGGCCAUCUCCGAGAGGGAUUCAGCGCCUGCAGGGAAACAGCCUCUGAACCGCGCGAAGCCGAAAGGAUUGAGUGGUAGUAGCAUUUUUGCAGACGGGAAGGCCUCGACAACUGGUGAUCAUGCAGGCCGUCGGACCCGGCAGCCACCUGGCGGCGACAGCAGCAUCUUGCUGGGCUAGCGUGCAUAUGGAUAUUGUCCUAUGCCGCCACACGGGUGGUUGGUCCGUCCGUGUGCGGCCAUGUUUUCCUGAUCAGGCGAUGAGUCCCAUCUCAGAUGAUCUGGUUCACUUCUGGCGUGUGUAUGGGUUUGUGUCUGUGUUGGUUGUGACAUGUCCAAUGGAACAACCCUAUCGCUACUGCGUGUGGUGCCGUUUUGUUGUGUAGUAGUACAACGGAUGACAUGUGGUACCGUUUCGUUGUGUGUACGUGGAUAUACAUAUGUGUGUUUGGUUAUUAAAUACUCCCUCCGUUUUUAAAUAGUGCUCGUUUUAACA